Messenger RNA from Carassius auratus (goldfish), 5108 nucleotides. RefSeq lists its product as uncharacterized. The record is from RefSeq and is a predicted model, not a curated record. The transcript has 10 exons. NCBI's taxonomy places the organism in Eukaryota, Metazoa, Chordata, Actinopteri, Cypriniformes, Cyprinidae. The coding region runs from base 3111 to 4703 and encodes 530 amino acids.
AACUUGUUGUAAUUAAGUUUCCCUGUAAUAUCCCAAUGAAUACCUGUAAAAACUACAGUAUCCUUGGAUUUUACAGCAUUUAACACUUAUUUUACAGUAAAAUAUUGCAAUCUAAAACCUGCUGUUAUAUCACAACAAGGUCUGUAAUAUCACAUCAACACAGUGAAAAAAAUUAAGGAUUUCACAACAUUAAACAGUAUUAAUACAGUGAAAUAUUGUAUUGAAAUGUGCCCUGGGAAGUCACAUGACAUAACCGAUCUGUUUUGAAUUGAAGGCGCCAUCGUGUCCCCUCUUUUAUUCCGGGCUGAAUGGAGAAGGUCAUCAGAGGGCGAGGCUAACCAUCCUUUUCAGUGUCAGGCUAAGAGUGAGGAGAAAUAGAUUAGGUACAGUAGGUGACUAGUUAACAUGCACCACAAUGUUCAACUGUAAAUUCGUUGGCUGUAAGCAUGUGUCUGAGAAUGUGUGUAACUAUGUUCAGCACACAAAACUGCAUAGCAAUGCCCCCAAUUAUCACUACCAGUGUGGGGUGCCUGACUGUUCACAGAGGUACAGAAAACACACGGGACUGCAAAUUCAUAUGUAUAGGCAGCAUAGGUCCUACCUGCAAGCUGCUGGGCCUAUACUGCCUGGUACAUCAGCUCUACCACCUGACACAUCAGCUCUACCACCUGACACACCCUUGAAAUGUCUGCUUGAGGCUUGUGCAUUUAAGUGUGACACUUUGGCCUCUCUUAUUAAGCAUUUGAAGAUGCACAUGAGGGAAGGAAUGGUAACUACAUGUCCAUUUAGAGGUUGUGAUUGCACGUUCACACACGUGAUGACUUUUGCUUCACAUAUUUCCAGAAAACAUAGGUGUGCAGAGGAUUCAAUUUUAGAUAACCUUGUUUUAGACAAGUCUAUUGCUACAGAGCCGUUGACAGGACCCAGUCAGUCAUAUUCAGAGGCUGACAUGGAACAUAAUGAACCACAAAUGCCAUUAGCUGUCGACGAAAACCUAUUUUUACAGAACCUUACACUUUUUUACCUGAAAUUGCAAUCUAAGCUACUCUUACCAGCAAGCACCAUUCAAACCAUUAUUGAUGGCUUUCAAAGUGCUCAUGAACUUGGCCUGUCCAAUUCCCUAAACAUUCUGAGUGAGAAACUAAAAGAACUCAGAAUCCCUCAGGCCACUAUAAGCAGCAUCACUGAGGAAAUGAACAGAGAUGAUCUACUCACACUCUAUAACAGGGGAAUGCUCAGUACAGAUGCAAAAAGGAAGGCUGCUUUCAAAGAGUGUUUUAACUAUGUUCAUCCUGUUCCUUUGCUCUUGGGCAUUGAUGAAAAUGACAAAGAAUGUUUUGCUCAGUAUGUUCCUAUUCAUGAGACAUUGGAGACACUUUUCAAAAAUGAGUCUCUACGCGAACAGUAUACCAUAACACGUUUGCAGCCAUCUACUGAUGCUGUCUAUCAGGAUGUCAAGGAUGGAGAAGGCUUUCAAAGUAAUCCAAUGUUGAAAGCUGACCCUUCUUCACUUGGUUUAAUACUGUACCAAGAUGCCUUUGAGGUUGUCAACCCCCUGGGCUCAGGGAAAAAAAAAAACACAAGGUUUUAGCAGUUUACCUAACUCUUACUGAUAUCUUGCCUCACAAUAGAUCUUCUAUUGAUCAGAUGCAACUUGUUCUCUUAUGUAGGGAACAGGACUUUAAGUAUUUUGGGGUAAAUAAAGUUUUUGCUCCCCUGAUUGAGGACCUCAAAAUUCUGGAGCAGAGAGGUGUAGUCACAUCUGAUGGCAUUAUACUAAAGGGCUAUUUGGUUGCCAUUGCAGGAGACAACCUGGGAUCCCAUUCUAUUGGGGGAUUCUUGGAGAACUUCAGUCGGUCUACUUAUUUUUGUCGAUACUGUGAGGUGUGUAGAGAUGAUUUCCUGACUAAUCCUAUAUCGUGUGGUACCAAAAGAACAGCCCAAUCAUACGCAAGUAAUUUGCAAGAGCAGGAAACUACUGCCACCGACUCUGUAUGCGGCAUAAAGUUUGACUCUCCUUUCAAUCAGCUUUCACAUUUUCAUGUUUGCCAGCCUAGCCUUCCACCGUGUCUAGGCCAUGACUUAUUUGAGGGAGUCAUAGCUUAUGACCUUCCUUUAUAUAUUCGCCAUUUAGUUGAGGAUAAUCAUUUUACAUACCUGCAGUUAAACAGGUGCAAGAACCAGUUCCGAUAUGAAGUUAACGAUGGUAAAGACAAACCAGCAGACCUCUCUCCCAGCAGCGACAAGCUCAGUGGGCAUGCAGUUCAGAACUGGUGUUUGCUUAGACUUCUCCCACUCAUGGUGGGUGACAGGAUUAAAGAUCCCUGCGAAAAUGAGGUGUGGCAAAUGAUUUUGCAGCUGAGGGAGAUUGUUGAGCUCAUCUGUGCACCGGUCAUUACAGAGGGCCAGGUUGCGUAUCUUAAAGUCCUCAUAGAGGAGUACAUAGACAACAGGACAAGGCUUUUCCCCAAUGCCCCCCUCAGACCAAAGCACCAUUAUCUGUGCCACUAUCCAUCUCUUAUCAUCCACUUUGGCCCACUUAUUCGCCUAUGGACACUCCGAUUUGAGAGCAAACAUACAUUUUUUAAACAGUGUGCCAGAAAAUUGCACAAUUUUAAGAAUUUGUGCAAAACUCUAGCAGAGAGGCACCAACUUCUACAAGCGUACUUGAGUGCAGGAAACUUGUUCCCUCCACUUGUACAAGCAGAAAAGGGUACUGAUUUUCAUGUUGAUGAUUACAAUGACAGGAUCAGGGCAUCUGUAGCCAGUUGUCCAUUCCAGUUACAGUCGGCAGUGGCUUCUAACUAUGUUACAGUCAAAGGCACAGAUUACAGAAGGGGGAUGCACAUUUUACUAGAGAACAGUGAUGAAGGGCUUCUUAUUGGGAAGAUUAUGCUAAUUAUUGUUGUUCAUAAUUCGGUCUAUUUUGUCUCAGAGAAACAUACUUUUGUAAAGUUAUGUGACACAGGUGUGUACUGUGACCUAGGAGUGGCCCAAGACAAUUAUGUGUGCAUUAAGCAGGAAGAUCUACUGGACUACUAUCCUCUUUCAGCAUACAAUGUGUAUGAUCAGUCCCUUAUUGCUCUCCACCAUUCUUUUCCAGAGGCAGUAUGAGCAGGGAGGAAAGUGAGGAUACAGGAUAUGUGAGGAGAGAUGCCAAGGAAGCAGUGUUGUCAUACUUGCCUGAUCUCCCUGAUGACCUUCUUACCACCAUGCUGGAUGAGCUUGGGGUCGAGUCUAUUGAAGAUCUGACCUUGGUGGAGGAGAGGGAUCUGGUGAAAUACCUCAAACCUAUCCAAAGUCGGAAGUUAAUGAAGGGCAUCAAGGACGGACUUGCUACUCUUAAUAUGGAGUUGGUCUCUGCUCCUGAUCCAAGUGCUCCAAGUUCCCCAACUCCCUGUUCUCCAAACACAACAUUCCAGCCUCCAAAUCAGCUGUUGCCCAGCCCUCCAAGCACUGCCCCAAGCACGUCAAGCGCUUUACAGUCUGGCAUACCAUGGCAUGUUGACUUUCGUCUCAACUGGGACCAGGUGUCAUCAGCCAUUCGACUUAGAGUGGAAAAAGAAGAAAGACCAUUGCCAGACGAGAGAAGGGCCUUUGUGGCCAUGCUCGUGGACCAAAUGAUGCAGCAUGACCGCAACCCAACCAGAGCCAUGUGCCACAGCGUUGUGAGAAACAUUGUCAGGAGCCAUCCAAAAUCAUUUGGCGACAUUGGCAAGUAUGGUGAUACUGCUGGAGACGGAUGUCACUCUCUUCUGCAACAAGUAAAAACAAGAGUGGAGUAUAAAAAUAGGAAUAAAACUCUUGCUCAACGCCGCAGAAAAAGAAGACCACGCACGGGAAUAGCAGGAGAGGCCAGACUGGCAAGAGGUCCUGUUGACCAAUACGGGUGUGUCAGGUGGGGCCCAGCAGAUUUGCCAGAGGGGGAGACUGAGGCAACGUUGGAGAAUAUAAAGAGGGAUCUGCUGAACAUCUACUCAGAGGAAGGAAUGAGUGGGGCAGAGAGAGCAGAACCAAUGAUGGAAAAGACAUAUGUCAUCCUGCGGAAAUACCUUAACAAAGUGCCUUCUGCAGCAAUGUCUGAGAUCAAACAGGAAUGGCCAUUUCUCUUCUCUCAGAAAUGCCUAUUCUCGCACUUUAACCUUCUGACGGACGUCAAUGUCCUUCAGAAGCUACAGGAGGCAAUUAGUCGACGAGGACAGACCAUCCUGGAUUACUGUGCAACACUGGACAACCCCAAGAUCCGUGAUGUUCUGGCCUGCUAUGAUCCAGACUCUGACAAGGCUGCCUGCAUCCUGCUGCUCCUAAUGUUGUACUUCAGAGAGCCGAAAGAGAGUUUGAUGCUUGAAGUUGAUCCAUGUGCCACUGCUGUGGACGUCAAUACUGCAGAACUCCCCGGCACCCCCUGCUUGAUCAUUCAAGGUGACAUGAUGAAGCCCUCUGGAUGGCUUUUGUCAAUCGAGGGACAUGUCGUGAUGGGCCCACACCCUUUCUUUUUACACGGAGUAGCUGCUUUCUUCAGCAGCUAUUACAUAUUCAACCUUGAGUAUCCUGCCGCUGGAUCUUCAACGCUGGAGUUCAUUCAAAGAUGCUUCCUGGGCAUCAAUCCUGAAAGAGGCUCAAAGACCAAGAAGCGGACAACAAUGAACCCUCAUGUGAGCACCCUUUUGAGGAAACUUAUUGACUUUGAGUGGGCAUCAUAGUUUUUUUUUUUUGCAGCAGCAGCAGUAGUUGUCAGGCUCAGUUUUGAGUAGCCUUGUUCUUUUUGUAAUUUUUCAAGACAACUUUGCACUACAAGAUUUUUACACAAUGCUGUUCCUUGUGGACUCAUUAUAAUGUUUGAGACAGAGAAGAGCACCUGACAUUACUUCAUCGCUCUCUCCCUUGCUCUCUUAUCUUGCCAUGAAGGCCUCAUUCCCAUCCUGUCCAUUACUGUUAUUGUGACACAGCUAGUUGAAUAGUUGAAUUUUGCGACAGGUAGUUGAAUUGCAAGUUUGCACAAUUUCUCUGCAUUUUCUGCAUUUUAAGAUGGCUUUUAUGACUAGAAAGUUGAAUUUGUUGAACUCUUGAGGUUCUUGGCAUCUACUGUACAUUGAAAAAUAUUUUUU